CUUCGCCAUUGUUCGCAAAUGUGCGAAACUUUUUACAGCUCAUCAUUUUUUUCAGUUUUUGUUUGUUUAAUUUUAAAGUUACAUUAUAUUUUGUAAAGUUCUCAGUUCAUAAAAUACAACCGGUUCAACUGAUUGAUAAGUUUAUAGAUGAAUUUCACAAAACUCUUCUCAUGUUGUUUACUACUAAAUCAGAAUUUUUGAACACAACUUAUGUAUAUAACUUUGUAAUAUUUGUUGCAGAAUUUCACAUUCUAUUAUGUUUAUAAACAAUUAAUUAUCAGCCAUGGACUUAGAAGACAAUGAAAUUUCAGAAGAAGAUUUUUUGCGAAUGCAUGACCGUCAAUGGAAUAACGCUUCGAAUUACAGAAAUGCUUCUGAAAUCAUGAAUCCCAUUCUUACUGUUGAAAAUCCAUAUAAAAAAAGAAGAGAAGAUGCAGCUCAUUUGAAUUUUAAACCUUUGGAAUUGAACCUACAUUGUGGAAAGACUCAAAAAAGUAAAUUUUCUUUUCCCCAAUGCCUAUCAUACCGCGAAAAUGGAAUGACUAGUCAGAGUAAUUUCAACUCUCAAAUUUUAAAACUGAAAAUGCGACAGCUAAAAUGGGUCAGCAUGAGUCAAAUAGACUUUUCGGAUUAUGUAAAUUGCUACUAUGUUACUGGUUUUAAACGAAAUAUAAUAGGAGCAUGGACCUAUCAUGAGUAUUCAGCCACAUUACUUGAAUCUGUGUCAUUCCAAUACAAAAAGCUCGAUUCAAAAAGCAACAACGUUGAGACUAGUAUUUCACAAGUUUCCUACACACAUAUUGCUACACUACCUAGUUACAAAGUAUUUGAUAUGUGUGGUUUAACUAGUGGCAAUCAAGAUUAUGUACUUUAUGUGGCUAAUUCCUAUUCUCGGCAUAAAAACAUGGCCUAUCUUGCUCGUGCUGGAGUUAAUAAUGGAGGUGAGGCACCGCGAGAUGAUAUUGUUAGAAGGUUUGAGCAUCAAGAUAUACUCUGGAGUUGCUCUUGGAACGAUAAUAAAAAACGAUUUGCAAUAGGCGCUGAUAGAUGCUUUUACUUACAUGACUACCAGAGCUUUUCUAAGAAGAUUGAGUUAUCGAAAGGACAACCGUAUUCUUUAGAUUUUAAUAGUGAUGGCAAUAUUUUGUACUGUGGUCUUCAUCAGGGCGACUUAGUGUGCUAUGAUCUUCGUACUGAAGCUGUACCUGCUAUGACUAUACCCUUAUGUACUAAUAUAUCAUAUAUAAAACUUAUGUCUCAUGAGAGGAAUGUGGUUGCAAGUGGAUUCAAUAGUGUUCUCCUCAAUGUUGAUUUGAGAGCCAAAAAAGAAGUCUUUCAAUAUCCACAUCACUACAGCCUCUAUAAAAAAUUAACUUUUAGUUUUAAUGAGUCAGCUAACAUCUUGUGUGCUCCUGGUGAAGAUAACAUCACUAGACUAUGGUCACUGAGUGACGGAGAACUUUUGCAUUCACUUCCUUUACCAAAUGCACAAGAUUAUUGUGGUCAAAUUAAUUCUUUAUUUGAAGCUGAUGAUAGAAGAAUAUUUGUACAUAUUCUACUAGGGGAUACAAUUCAUACAUUUGAAUCCUUAGAAGACUGUAAAAACAUUCAGCCGGUUGCAUUGAGUGCAAGAUUACGCUCUUAGUCAGUUUAGUGCAAUGUUUUAUUUAAAUGUAAAGAUGAAAUUGUUUUAAAAAAGUAUUGAAAUAAUUAAAUGUUAUUAAAAGCUUAAAUUAUC
Parasteatoda tepidariorum (common house spider) is the source of this 1738-nucleotide messenger RNA. RefSeq lists its product as uncharacterized. The record is from RefSeq and is a predicted model, not a curated record. Gene Ontology annotation, molecular function: protein binding. Lineage: Eukaryota; Metazoa; Arthropoda; Arachnida; Araneae; Theridiidae. Gene Ontology annotation, cellular component: Cul4-RING E3 ubiquitin ligase complex.